GCCAGUAACAAAACUCAGUAAGGAGGCUGAACUCAAGCGGAUUGUAUGUGCCGUGCGGAAAAAUAAAAAAUAAAAAAGUUCGCGGUUCUUUUUUUGUUCUAGGAGACUGUGGCUUUCAAGGUUUCCAGCCUUUCUCUUCUGUGUAUUUGAACAAAAUGAAGGUUCUAUUUGUGGUCUGCGUGGCAGCGCUAGUGUGCGGCGCGCUCGCCAAGAAUAAGAAGAACGAUGAGUCGAAGGUGAAGAUAGCAGUGUACUACGAGUCCCUAUGCCCGGACAGUAAGAAGUUCAUCACGAGCCAGCUGGCGCCCGUGUGGAGGGACUUCCGCGGAGGGGUCAAGGUCAAACUCGUGCCGUACGGCAAGGCCACGCACGACAAAGUAAACGGCAAAUGGCAGUUCACGUGUCACCACGGACCCGAUGAGUGCUACGGAAACAAGAUCCAGGCGUGCAUCCUGAAGGCCAAGCAGCUCACAGACACGGAGAAGAUGGAGCUGGUCAUCUGUCUCAUGUCGCAGGCCAGCCCCGACAAGGCGCUGGACACUUGCCUGACUCAAGUGAAGAGAGAAGACCAGUCAGUCAAGAUCAAGGAAUGCGCGUCCGGAGAAAAGGGAGACAAUCUGCUCGCCUCCUACGGAGACAAGAGUGAUGCAGUCCAGAGGCCACUGUCGUUCGUGCCCACCAUUGUCAUCAAUGAGAAAUUCGAGCAAGCCGUGCACGACCGCUCGUUCACGGACCUCAAGGGCGCCGUGUGCGCCGCCGCCCCCAGCAAGCCCGCCUACUGCCAGUGACACUAGAAUAGAAUAAU
Molecule: messenger RNA, 805 nt
Organism: Plutella xylostella (diamondback moth)
Lineage: Eukaryota; Metazoa; Arthropoda; Insecta; Lepidoptera; Plutellidae
Product: gamma-interferon-inducible lysosomal thiol reductase-like protein
Molecular function (GO): oxidoreductase activity, acting on a sulfur group of donors, disulfide as acceptor
Source: RefSeq, a predicted model, not a curated record